GAGCUCGGCGCGCUGUGGCGGGAGUUCCUGGAGCUGGAGCGGGCGCCCGCGCAGAGCCGCCGCAGCCACCUGAGCGAGAGCGGCUCCCACUGGAGGCUGCGGCAGCUCAGCCAGUACGUGGGCGCCUUCCAGGCGCUGGCGGCCCCGUGGUGCCCGGCCGCCGCGCCCGGCGGCGGCCUCGAGCGCGCGGGCGAGCCCCUGGGCGCUUGGAUCCAGAUGGACAGCCUGCCGCAGUUCCUGGUGGCGGAGCAGGCGGCGGCGCCGCUUCCGCAGACCGGCGCAGUGCCGCCGCCCGGGGUCGACCCGUUCGGCGAGGGCGGCUGGACGGAGAGGUGGCACGGCGGCUGGGAGACGGCCCUCGUGGCCCUCGGCGUGCCGUCCCUGGGCAGGCUCGGGGAGCCGCAGGGCCGGGAGGUGCUGAGCCGCGUGGUGGUGGACGCCGUGCUGAUGCCGCUCUGCGAGAGGUUCGGCGUGGUCAUGAGCUUGGAGGAGCGGAUCCCAGCGAGCGAGGAGCACCCUCUCCCCGCCAACGUCCCCGACUACGUCCUGCGCGAGCCCCGCGCGGGGGCGCCCGGGCCAGCGCUGGGCGUUGUCGAGGUGAAGAGGUGCCUCUCCAGGGGCUGGGAGGCGAAGAUGGUAGAG
This is a messenger RNA of Prorocentrum cordatum, 642 nucleotides long. NCBI's taxonomy places the organism in Eukaryota, Dinophyceae, Prorocentrales, Prorocentraceae. The record is from the annotation of a GenBank genome assembly.